UUAUCGGUGACGUUUGGAGUUUGGAAGGUCUUUAGCAUCUUGUCAAUUGUAGCUUCCGUUUCCGAGCGUUUCCUUUAAUUCCAUCUUGUCUAUGUUUCAAAAUUGAAAUAUACAUGAAAUAUUUGUUGUUUUUGAGGUUUCCAUAAAGUUGAAGUAUAUUUAAUAGUAUUUUAUGCGCGUUUAGGAUUUCAAGAAAAGGUACAAUGUCAUAAUUAUGCCAUGCAGGAUUAGAGGCGAAUACGUGGCUGCAUUGUGAAAAAAUACGCUUCACAAAAAGGAGUAAAAAUCAGUGCCACAUUAAUAAAACAGUGCAUUAUGUGGACCAGCCUGAGGUGCCCCGUCGGUGGCUGUGCAUUAAUUAUUGGACACCGAAACGAGGAGACAAUUCGCCUGAUGGUUGCUGACUAACCCCGAGAUCCGUGCGAUGUGUUCGACUACGAUGGGUGCCUUGCUGACGUUGGCGUAUUUCUUGCACUGCGAAGGUGCAGCGUCGGCGUCGGCUCUCAACGACCGCCCUAUCAUCGGAGUAUUGGCGCAGGAGCAACAUUACAAGUUCUGGGACAAGUAUCCCGAGGACUAUACUAGUUACAUCGCGGCAUCGUAUGUUAAAGCUUUGGAGGCGUCCGGAGCAAGAGUUGUGCCUAUAAUGAUCGGGAAAGACCGUUCUUAUUAUGAAGACAUUAUGGGCAAAUUAAAUGGUGUCCUUUUCCCUGGCGGAGCAACAUACUUCAACCAGUCCAAUGGUUUCGCGGACGCCGGCCAACACAUCUACGACUUAGCCAUCGAAAUGAAUGAAGCCGGGGACUAUUUUCCUGUCUUCGGCACCUGUCUUGGCUUCGAGCUAAUCAUCAUACUGGCAUCCGGCCGAGGGCCGGUAGAAAACAGGGUCACUUGCCACUCUUUUGGGAAUAAUCCGCUUAAUUUUACUCGUGAUUUCCGCAGCAGUAAGAUGUACAAGAGCGCAGAUGACGACAUCAUCAAUAUACUAUCCCGCGAAGACAUUACAGUCAAUCACCAUCAAUUUUGCAUCGUGGAUGAGAAUCUGAAGUCUCACAACUUGACUAAAGACUGGCGCGUAACGGCGCACAGCGACGACGCCAAUGGACUGAAAUUCAUAGCUAGCCUGGAACAUAAUAAGUAUCCAUUUUACGGCGUCCAGUUCCAUCCAGAAAAGAUCUUCGAAUGGAAACAAACCAAGACUUACUCUCAUAGUUUUAAUGCGAUCAAAGCGAAUCGUCACUUCAUGGAUUUCUUUGUGAACGAAUGCAGAAAGAACCACCAUUCGUUUGCUGACGCGGAAGAAGAAAAUAAGUGCCUUAUUUAUAAUUAUAACACACAUUUUACCGGCGCUGAAGGAAGUGCAUACGAACAGUGCUAUUUCUUUGAGCCCAGAAAUGUUGGAAAAAAUAAAGUAAAUUAUACAAUUGUUGCAAUUUAAGAGACGUUGUGAACGUAAUUAUUCAUUAGUGAUCUAAGUUUGUGCUAUGUGUAGUGAAUAUUUUAUAGUUAUAGAAUAGACUAUUUUAUAUUCAUGAAUUUUUAAA
Molecule: messenger RNA, 1544 nt
Organism: Cydia pomonella (codling moth)
Lineage: Eukaryota; Metazoa; Arthropoda; Insecta; Lepidoptera; Tortricidae
Product: gamma-glutamyl hydrolase A-like
Exons: 9
Coding region: 425-1438 (337 amino acids)
Biological process (GO): tetrahydrofolylpolyglutamate metabolic process
Cellular component (GO): vacuole
Molecular function (GO): gamma-glutamyl-peptidase activity
Source: RefSeq, a predicted model, not a curated record